Messenger RNA from Mus caroli (Ryukyu mouse), 2744 nucleotides. RefSeq names its product cactin, spliceosome C complex subunit (gene Cactin). Lineage: Eukaryota; Metazoa; Chordata; Mammalia; Rodentia; Muridae. Gene Ontology annotation, cellular component: spliceosomal complex; cytoplasm. Gene Ontology annotation, biological process: mRNA cis splicing, via spliceosome; negative regulation of innate immune response. Gene Ontology annotation, molecular function: protein binding. The record is from RefSeq and is a predicted model, not a curated record.
ACUCCGGAGAAAUCUCAGGUUAUGUUGUCCCUGGAGUCCGGGGUAGAGGGAGUAAGUCACUCCUAUGAUCAGGCGCACUUUGGGCAGUCCCUAGAGCGCCGCGGCAAAGGAAAGUCCCCGGCGCCAAGCUUCCUGGUUGUUUACGCGCGCGCAUGCGCGGCGUGGGCCGCCAAAUGGGUCGAGACUCUCGCUCGCGCUCACCGUCUGCGGGUCGCAGGGGUCGGAAGCAGCGGAGUCGGAGCCGGAGCCGGAGCCGCAGCCGGAGUCGGAGCCGCAGCCGCAGCCGGAGCCAUGGGCGGAGCAGCCGAAGGCGACGGGAACACGAGCGGCGACGCGAACGCAAGCGGCGCAGCCGAGGGCGCAGGUCAGAUUCGGAAGGAGAGCGGCGGCAGAAGUCUAGGAGGCGAAGCCAGAGCCUUCGACCACCCCGAUGGCACUCACAGAACCAGUCCUCAUGCUCUGACUCGGGUGAGGAGCGGGCUCAGGGCUCCCGGGCCCGUAAGGGUCACAGGCGCUCGUGGUCCCCGGGGUCAUCCGCGUCUAGCUCGGACUCCCCAAGACGUUCCCGGAGUCCUGGUGCAGCUGCCCUGGCCCUGAGCCAGCAGCAGAGCCUGCAGGAACGGCUGCGGCUUCGUGAGGAGCGGAAGCAGCAAGAAGAGCUGCUCAAGGCCUUCGAGACGCCUGAGGAGAAGCGUGCACGGCGACUGGCCAAGAAGGAAGCUAAGGAGCGCAAGAAGCGGGAGAAGAUGGGCUGGGGUGAGGAGUACAUGGGCUACACCAACACCGACAACCCCUUUGGAGACAACAACCUGCUGGGCACCUUCAUCUGGAACAAGGCCUUGGAGAAGAAGGGCAUCAGCCACCUGGAGGAGAAGGAGCUGAAGGAGCGCAACAAGAGGAUCCAGGAGGACAACCGGCUGGAGCUGCAAAAGGUCAAACAGCUGCGGCUAGAGCGGGAACGGGAGAAAGCCAUGCGGGAGCAGGAGCUGGAGUUGCUGCAGCGGGAGAAGGAGGCAGAACACUUUAAGACGUGGGAGGAGCAGGAGGACAGCUUCCACUUGCGGCAGGCCAAGCUUCGCUCCAAGAUCCGAAUCCGAGAUGGGCGAGCUAAGCCCAUCGACCUCCUGGCCAAGUACAUCAGCGCAGAGGAUGACGACCUGGCGGUGGAGAUGCACGAGCCCUACACCUUCCUCAACGGCCUCACGGUGGCGGACAUGGAGGACCUGCUGGAGGACAUCCAGGUGUACAUGGAACUAGAGCAGGGCAAGAACGUGGACUUCUGGCGGGACAUGACGACCAUCACAGAGGAUGAGAUUGCCAAGCUCCGCAAGCUGGAGGCCUCUGGCAAGGGCCCAGGUGAGCGCCGUGAGGGAGUCAAUGCCUCAGUCAGCUCCGAUGUACAGUCUGUGUUCAAGGGAAAGACGUACAACCAGCUGCAGGUCAUCUUCCAGGGCAUCGAGGGCAAGAUCCGGGCUGGCGGCCCCAACCUGGACAUGGGCUACUGGGAGAGCCUGCUGCAGCAGUUGCGCGCACACAUGGCCAGGGCCAGGCUCCGUGAGCGCCACCAAGAUGUUCUUCGGCAGAAGCUGUUCAAGCUGAAACAGGAGCAGGGUGUGGAGAGCGAGCCGCUGUUCCCCAUCCUCAAGUCGGAGCCCACGGCCUCCCACAGCCCUGAACCUGAGGAGCGGCCCCCCAGCCCUGGGACUUCAGUGGACCCAGUGGAGCCUGUGGAUCCUGAGGAGGCCACAGCACCAGGAGAAACAGAGGGGGAGGCAGAAGGGGAGGCAGUGCUGAUGGAGGAAGACCUGAUCCAGCAGAGCCUGGCAGACUACGAUGCCGGCCGCUACAGCCCACGGCUGCUCACAGCACACGAACUGCCUCUGGACGCGCAUGUGCUGGAGCCACACGAGGAUCUGCAGCGCCUGCAGCUGUCUCGCCAGCAGCUUCAGGCUACAGGUGAUGCGAGUGAGAGCGCUGAGGACAUCUUCUUCCGGCGUGCGAGGGAGGGCAUGGGGCAGGAUGAGGCACAGUUCAGCGUGGAGAUGCCACUGGGCGGCCGGGCCUACCUGUGGGCCGACAAGUACCGGCCGCGAAAACCUCGCUUCUUCAACCGCGUGCACACGGGCUUCGAGUGGAACAAAUACAACCAGACACAUUAUGACUUCGACAACCCUCCACCCAAGAUUGUGCAGGGCUACAAAUUCAACAUCUUCUACCCGGACCUCAUCCGUAAGCGCGCCACACCUGAGUACUUCCUGGAGGCUUGCGCAGACAACCGGGACUUUGCCAUUCUGCGCUUCCAUGCAGGACCGCCCUACGAGGACAUCGCCUUCAAGAUCGUCAGUCGUGAGUGGGAGUAUUCGCACCGCCAUGGCUUCCGCUGCCAGUUCGCCAAUGGAAUCUUCCAGCUCUGGUUCCACUUCAAGCGCUACCGCUACCGCCGGUGACACCUGUGGGCUGCCCGCCCCUGUCAGGCUGGCCCCUGGACAGCUCCCAGGUGGGAAGGCCAAGAGGACCAGGAGGCCUCCUUCAGAAGCCUUAGGAAUCUGUGGACCACCUCUGGGCUUCAGUCACCAGCACUGUGCUGGCCGCAGCCCCUCUGGCAGAUCCCUGCCUGUCCUGAAAGGAUUUUUAACUCUUCUUGGGAAGACUGCUUACUUACAGAAAGGUCUUGUUUCCAUGGACUUGUUCAACCGGGGAACCCCGUGUGGUUCUGAUACAUUUAAUAGAAAGCUUAUUCUAAA